Melospiza melodia melodia is the source of this 1390-nucleotide messenger RNA. It is a transcript of the gene PLLP, whose product is annotated as plasmolipin. The record is from RefSeq and is a predicted model, not a curated record. NCBI's taxonomy places the organism in Eukaryota, Metazoa, Chordata, Aves, Passeriformes, Passerellidae. Gene Ontology annotation, molecular function: structural constituent of myelin sheath. Gene Ontology annotation, biological process: myelination. Bases 480 to 896 code for a protein of 138 amino acids. The transcript is spliced from 4 exons. Gene Ontology annotation, cellular component: membrane.
UGCCGGGACAGUCCGGGACAGCCCCGGGACACCCUGGACAGCCCCGGGACAGCCUCGGGCCCAGCCCUGAGCCACAGGCUGCAUUAACGACCUGCGUGAUGGGGCCCGGAGCGCCCUGGGCACAUCACACCAAACUGGGAGCAGUGGCUGGUCGUCCAGAGGGUCCUGCUGCCGCCCGGAGUGACCCGGACCAGCCCGGGAUACGGGCUGAUAGGAAUCUCCCGGAGUGGAGGCUGAUGAGGCUCUACGCAGAUUGACCUGAGAAGCUGGAAGUUUUCAAGGCCGCGUUGGAGCCAGUCCAAGGGCUUGGAGCAACCUGCUCUAGUGGAAUGUGUCCUUGCAUGGUGGCAGGAGGUCGGAACGAGAUGCCUUAAAUCAUUUCCAACCCAAAUUAUUCCAGGAUUUAACAAGGAGACGCGUGUCGCCCGGCCCCCGCCGAGGAGCAACGCCAGGCACCGGGAUGCGCCGGAUGCCACCGAAUGUCCCCGGUGCUCGGUUUGCUGGUGUGGUCUCUCAUCGCUGCCACAACGUACCACCUGCACGCGGCCUACGGCUGGGUGAUGUUCGUGUCCCUCUUCUUCUGGAUACUAACGCUCCUUUUCUUGGUGAUUUACCUCCUGCAGCUUCAUCAGAAGUUCUACAUGGUCCCCUGGCCCCUCGUGCUGAUGAUCUGCAACGCCGUGGCCACCGUGCUGUACAUCACGGCCUUCGUGACGUGCGCGGCCGCCGUGCAGCCCACGUCCUGGCGGCAGUGGGACUACAACCGGCGAGCCGCCGCCUCCUUCUUCGCCUGUGUCACCAUGAUCACCUACGGGGUGAGCACCUUCUUCAGCUUCCGCGCCUGGAAGGGGCUGGGCAGCAACGCGGCCACCAGCCAAGUGAGCGACCACGCGUGAGGAGGAGUGGGCAGCAGAGCCGGGCCACCCCGGGGCCACCCUGUGCCAGGCUCGGAGCCUCGUGUGCCACCAGGGCCCGUUCUGGGAGCAGCCUGGGCUGGCAGCAGCGCUCAGCACUGGCUCACGUGGAAGCUGCCCUGUGGUUUCUGAGGAUGCUCCCAGCUGAUGUGCCCACAGCACAACACGGACUCGCUGGGGCUGCAGCUCCUGCUCAUCCCCGGGGCUCACCUGGAUCCUCACCAGAGCAGCUCCACUCAGGGGGCUCAGCCAAUCUGGCACAGUGCAAUACUAAAACUGACUAACCCAAGCCCAGGCUCCCCUCUCUGCUCAUUCACAGCUGCAGUAUAAGUAAUGCAAUUAACAGGGUGCAGAAACAGCGGCAGAGCUGGAAGAUGAGAAGUGAAGCAAGGGAAGCAGUCGUAACUGCUCUUCUAUUGAUUUCUAACAAUUUGAAUAGAGAUUUUAUGCUUUAAAUAAAAACAUUCCUGAAUCCA